Molecule: messenger RNA, 932 nt
Organism: Leptopilina boulardi
Lineage: Eukaryota; Metazoa; Arthropoda; Insecta; Hymenoptera; Figitidae
Gene: jagn
Product: protein jagunal
Exons: 4
Coding region: 234-815 (193 amino acids)
Biological process (GO): endoplasmic reticulum organization; vesicle-mediated transport
Cellular component (GO): endoplasmic reticulum membrane
Source: RefSeq, a predicted model, not a curated record
ACAUGCGCAAUGCGCAUCCGUUUUUGACAGGGUCCACGAGUUUCUUUUUGAUUUUGUAAUUUGUUCCACGUUUAAAAAUAGUUUCACUCGUCGGUGGUAACGAUAUAUUAUUGUAUUAGUGUGAUGUUUUACCUUGGGUUGCGCUUCUAAAAAAUUGAUCAUCAUUUAAAAAAGAAAAUAAUUUAAAAAACUUAAAAAAAUAAAAAAAUUUGUUUAUAAAUAUCUGUGAAAAAAUGUCUGUUAGGAGUUCUGCUCAUCAAGCAUUUGGCACUGAUGGCAGUGAUUUUUCUCAUAGACAAAAAGUUGCAACACAAUAUCAAUUAAGUGUUAUCAACAAGUCAAGACUGAAAUGGUGCAUAUUUUUUCAUUACCUCUUAUUCUUUGUCAUGCUGGCUAAAUUAUCAGCAGAUAUAUUAGAUUUUUUGGAUAUAUUUAUUUUGGAAAUAGAAGAAUUACAAAUACCACAGGCACUGUGGUGGGAGUGGAUAUGGUGUAUAGGUUUACCAUUUUCAUAUCUUGGAUUAAAGGCCAUAAGGGAAAAUGGUAUCAAAAGAAUUAAACAUUACAUGAUGAGUGUAAUUAUCGUUUGUUUUGGUCCAAUUCUCUACGCUUUGAUCUAUUAUUCCACAGAUGUUUGGACUUAUUUAAGAAGUAACGACGAUACAACAAGCAUUCAAAUGUGGCAGGGUUUACCGUAUGGAGUUUUAUGGUACGGAUUUAUUUUACUAGCCUCGCAAGUACAUUUGUUCUCUCUCUAUUUUGCUUGGAAUCUACUUGUUGCUUGGAAAGCAAAAGGAAUAAAACAUUUGAACUAAGGCAACAAACAAAAAAAAAACAAAACAAAACUGACGUAUGUAAAUACAAUUUUUAAAAAAAAGCAAAUUGAACUGAUGAAAAGACACUUAUGAAAAUAAAAGGAAUAUAUGUUCGUA